CACACACAUACACACAUACAUAUUCUGAGACACAUGCACACAUGUAUGUAUAUCUAUAAGUAUAUAUAAAUAGGAGAUACACAAGACACUUCAACAGUUGCUCCUCUAUAAUUUACCGUUAAACAACAAUAAUGAGACUUUCUAUUGUAUUUUUACUUGUGUUGGUCACUGCCUAUUGCCAGUUCGAUUCCUGUGAAGGCUUUGAUGUACAGCAAACGCUUGCCAAAAUAAGAGAAGUUUUAGAAAAAGGAUUUGGAAAUAAAUUUAAAAAAUUCUUCCAUGGCAUCACAAAGUUUUUCAAAGAAAUAAAUGGGAAGUUUGUGAUCGAUGGAACCCCACUGGUGAUCACUUUCUUUGCUGACGACUGUGAAAUGAAGAUUACCGGAAAACGAGGUCUAUUUGAAGUGAAAUGUCCAGCUGAUGUGACUGAAAUCAUUACGCAAACCAAACGCCACUGUGAAAAGUCAAGUCAGAUAAGCGCCGUGCAGUGUGCUACCAAAAUGGUACUCGAAGAAAUUGAGAAGAAUAUUGAAAUCGGCAAAAUCUCCGGCUUCUAACAUGCAUCAACAUAUAUAACGUGUUAUACACACACACAUACACACAUAUGUAUGUAUGUAUGACUAUAUAUAUUCUCAGCAAAAUCACCAGCUACAAAUAAAGCACUAGAAUAAUUUUGCUAGCA
Messenger RNA from Octopus sinensis (East Asian common octopus), 682 nucleotides. RefSeq lists its product as uncharacterized. The transcript is spliced from 4 exons. NCBI's taxonomy places the organism in Eukaryota, Metazoa, Mollusca, Cephalopoda, Octopoda, Octopodidae. The coding region runs from base 132 to 557 and encodes 141 amino acids. The record is from RefSeq and is a predicted model, not a curated record.